Messenger RNA from Lottia gigantea (owl limpet), 309 nucleotides. RefSeq lists its product as hypothetical. The transcript has 2 exons. The annotation marks the transcript as partial. The record is from RefSeq and is a predicted model, not a curated record. NCBI's taxonomy places the organism in Eukaryota, Metazoa, Mollusca, Gastropoda, Lottiidae.
ACAGUGGAUGGAAACUGGGGAGAAUGGUCGGAUUUUAGCGACUGUUCUACAACAUGUGAUGGAGGAACACAAAACAGAACAAGACUAUGUGAUAAUCCAGAACCGAGUAAUGACGGUGCUACCUGCCCCCCUCCUGGUAGCGAAACUAGUUCAUGUAAUCCGGUCUCAUUUGAUGGCGAUUGGGGAAACUGGGGAGAAUUUUCCAAUUGUACAAAAACCUGUGGUAAUGGUACCAGGACUCGACAACGACUUUGUGAUAAUCCAAGUCCUGCACAUGGUGGUGCGACUUGUCUCGGCAAUCAAACUGAA